UUCCUUCUCAAGUUUUUGACACACGCAAACACUCUCUCUCUCUCUCUCUCUCUCUCUGGUAUUUCCUUGAAUGUUGGAGGAGGCAUCAUUUUAUAGAAUCUUUCUUAAAAUUAUGUACUGUGAAGUAUAAGAUUGUCGGUUAUUCUUAAAAACCCUUCUGUCUUGAGUUAUUGGGUUGCUUGGAUAUUUCCGAUUGAUUUGGAACACAAAAAUAAUGGAGGAUGAGUAUUCUAAGUUCGUCAGGAGGAUGAACCCGCCCAGAGUUGUGAUUGACAACGAUACUUGCGAGGAUGCCACUGUUAUCCAGGUUGACAGUGUCAACAAACAUGGAAUCCUCCUAGAUGUUGUCCAAGUGCUCGCAGAAGUAAACCUUAUAAUAACAAAAGCUUACAUCUCAUCUGAUGGGGUGUGGUUCAUGGAUGUGUUUAACGUGAUUGAUCAGAAUGGGAAAAAAAUCAGAGACCAGGACAUUAUCAAUUAUAUUCAAAUGAGACUUGAAAGCAAUGCCGGCUUUGUACCCUCUAUGAGAGAUUCUGUUGGUGUGAUGCCCUCAGAAGAGCACACCUCAAUUGAGCUCAGUGGUACCGACAGACCUGGUUUAUUGUCUGAAGUGUGUGCAGUUCUUGCAGACCUUCACUGUAAUGUGGUAAAUGCUGAGAUAUGGACACACAAUGCUAGAGCUGCUGCUGUAGUUCAUGUCACAGAUGAUUCCACUGGUUGCGCAAUUAAAGAUCCAAACCGUCUCGCUACAAUUAAGGAGUUACUUUGCAAUGUUCUCAGAGGAAACAGUGAGUUGAAGGCCGCUAAAAUGACACUUGCAACCCCUGGAGUUACAAACAGAGAUAGAAGGUUGCAUCAGCUUAUGUUUGCCGACAGGGAUUAUGAAAAGGUUGAAAGAGCAGAACUACAGAGAAUUGAGGAUAAGGGCUCAAGACCCCAUGUAACUGCGUUGGAUUGCAGUCAGAAGGAUUACACUGUCGUUACCAUGAGAUCAAAAGAUCGACCAAAAUUGUUAUUUGACAUCAUCUGCACUUUAACGGACAUGCAGUACGUGGUUUUUCACGGAAUGGUCAAUACAGGGAGGAUGGAAGCUUAUCAGGAAUUUUAUAUUCGACAUGUUGACGGGCUUCCUAUAAGCUCAGAAGCUGAGCGAGAACGUGUUGUACAGUGUCUUGAAGCAGCCAUUGAAAGGCGGGCAUCUGAGGGGCUGGAACUACAGCUGUGCACAGACGACCGGGUUGGACUUCUCUCGGAUAUCACCCGGAUAUUCAGGGAGAACAGCUUGUGUGUCAAACGAGCAGAAAUUUCAACUAAAGGUGGCAAAGCUAUAGACACUUUCUAUGUCACAGAUGUGACAGGAAACACAGUUGACCCGAAGAUUAUUGAUUCAGUUCGCAGGCAGAUUGGGCAGACCAUACUGCAGGUGAAACUUAACUCAAGCCCCCCACCAAAGGCCCCUCAAGGGACAACAAUGGGAUAUCUCUUUGGGAACUUAUUUAAAGCUCGAAGUUUCCAGAAUUUUAAAUUGAUUAGAUCCUACUCAUAGUUUCUCUUUAUCUUCUUGGAAGUAAAAUCUGUAAAAAGAGGUAGCAGAUGUUUCAAGACAGAAGUACACAUAAACUAAAAAAAACGUUGUAAAUAGGCACCUGGAAACCAAAAAAACGUUGUAAAUAGGCAAUGCUCCGAGGGUUACACGUUAUAUGCCAUAUAAUACUCUAUACUGUAAAGCUACUGGUUGGGUUUGUAUAUCCUACCUCCUGUAAACAAAUAAUGUAUAGUGUGAUGUGCAGAGGUUGUACAAAGAUAGAAAAAAAGGUUGUACAGAUAUUUUAGCUCAAUGAAAAAUGAUGUACAUAUUUGAAUUGUUUGCAGUUUUAA
Molecule: messenger RNA, 1878 nt
Organism: Prunus mume (Japanese apricot)
Lineage: Eukaryota; Viridiplantae; Streptophyta; Magnoliopsida; Rosales; Rosaceae
Gene: ACR6
Product: ACT domain repeat 6
Source: RefSeq, a predicted model, not a curated record